Molecule: messenger RNA, 11738 nt
Organism: Oryzias melastigma (Indian medaka)
Lineage: Eukaryota; Metazoa; Chordata; Actinopteri; Beloniformes; Adrianichthyidae
Product: leucine-rich repeat-containing protein 52
Exons: 2
Coding region: 1051-2037 (328 amino acids)
Cellular component (GO): voltage-gated potassium channel complex
Molecular function (GO): potassium channel activator activity; voltage-gated potassium channel activity; transmembrane transporter binding
Source: RefSeq, a predicted model, not a curated record
AGUGCAACUGUAAGAAAUUAUGGAAAAUCUUUAAUUGCUCAAACGUUACGAUCAACGUCAUUCCAGUAGAUUCUGAAUAUAUUCGUCUUCAUCAUCAGAAAAGGGCCACAAGAACAUGUUAAAAACACAGAAAGCAUUUUAAUGUUUUAUCCAGAAAGUUAAAAAAAGAGAAAAUAUCAGCAUUGUGUGCAAUCUUGCAAUUCUGCAUUAUAUAAUGCAUUCUAUUAUGGUUUAACAAGCUCAUUUUGUCAGCAAAACAUCUGAAAAUUGGUUCUUAAGCUCGAGGGCGCAUGCGCCAGCGAGUUUUUGUUUUUAUUAUUUUUUUUUUCCCUUUGCCUGACAGCUUUGUGCUUUGGUUUUGACAAAAGGGCAAACUGAUGAUGACCUCCUCUCACUACAGAAACGAGACUUGAGCGCGUGCAGCGCUGCAGUACAUGGAGAGAGAGGGAGCGCGCGCAGAGAGAGAGGCAGAGGAGCUCGGCAGCGCAUCACGCAGAGCAGAAGGACGCGCUCUCAGCUGUGGAGAGGAACCCGACCUGUCUGCUGGCUGCUGGACACCGGCACGCUCCGGACGCACGCGCGCUCAUCCAAACGCAUCUUGAAGAGCCGUGGAGUGGUGGAGAAUCUGGAGGAGGAUUUGGGAGAAUUUGUGGAAGUCGGAACAUUUGUUUGGAAACUAUAAUGCACUCUGUUGGAGACCACAGCAAACAAAGAUGAGACACAGACGGGGCGUCCGCGGACAAUCUGUGCUUCUGCUCUUCAGAUGGGACAAAGUCUGGGAGUAUCGCGCGUCUCUCCGGUCACCUUCUGAAACGAUGCGCUGUGGAGGAGCCGUGCGGGGGGCGCCGGCGUGCGUGUGAGCGGCUGACUGACCGUCGGUCUUUCUGAGAGACAGGGAGGCUGGAUAGAAACAGCAGCUGGGGUCCAGACGCACGGAGCAGACUCCUCUCCUCUCCUCCAGCUCCUCGCACACAGGCAGGAUGCCCGCGGAGCGCCGGGGAGAGCUGCUCCAGCCCAGCCCGAGUUCAUGACGCCCCGGGCGGCAUCGUCAUGCGUUUCUUGCCCGAGCCCAGCGCGCAGUCCCUCCGGCUCCUCUUCCUCUUUCUCUUCGUCAUGGGGGUGGCCCCCUCUCCGGCGCUCACUGCCGGCUGCCCCGACAGAUGCGUGUGCGACGACCAGCUGGUGGUCCAGUGCGCCGGGCAGGAUCUCACCCUGUUCCCCAACGACCUGCCCCUCGCGACCCGCCAGCUCAUCAUCUCCAACAACCGCAUCGGGGACCUGCCGGCGCUGCAGCUCAACUACCUGUCCGACCUGGUCUACCUGGAUUGUAGCAACAACUCCCUGACUGAGAUCUCAGAGUCCACUUUCGGGAACUUGCGGAAACUCGCCUACCUGGACUUGUCUUUCAACACUCUGCUGCAGAUCGAGGACCGGACUUUCGGGCCUCUGGCGUCGCUGGUGAUGCUCCGGAUGACGGAUAACCCCGGCCUGGGGGAGAUCCACCCGGACGCCUUCUUGGAGAACAUUGCUCUGCAGGUGCUGGACGUGAGCCGGAACAACCUGACCUCCCUGAACAUCAGCAGCCUGAUCGCCCUGCCCGCUCUGCGCUCUCUGGGCCUCAGCGGCAACCCCUGGAGGUGCGACUGUGACACGGAGGACCUCUGCCUGUGGGUGAAGAUAGAAGGGUUCAAGUUUCAAGACGAGGGACAGACCGUUUGCUACAAUCCUCCAGAGCUGGCGGGCCAGCGGUUGGCGGACGUAGGCAUGCAGCUGAGAGUGGACUGCCACCAGGGCCUGGGUUACUGGGACUACCUGUUCUUCAUCGCCAUUGGUUUCGUCAUCUUCUCGGCCGGUACUGUGUCGGCGUGGGUGAUGGGGAUCCUGAUGGUGCUCUAUGAGCGCUACACCAAGAGGAAGAGCGAGGAGGUCGACAGCGACGACGAGGACCAGAGGGGUGGAGGUGGGGGAGGCGUCUGUGGAGGCGGAGGAGGGAACCAGGGGAACGGGGAUUUGAGCAAGCCUGGCAUGGAGGUGUGACCGGCUGAUGCGAGGCAACAGGAGGACAACUAACAAGCGAGGAAGCAGAAGUGAUGGGAGGAGUGUGACACCGAAUACUACACUCCGAACUAAGAUCUGCCCGUCUGUCUUUGUUACAGAUUUAGAUAUCACAGUAUUCUCUUUAACAUUUAGAAAGGUGAGUGUGUGUGGUUGUGCGUGGGAAUGACUGUGAACGAGAGAGGGAGACAGACAGCAAUAAGGAUGACUAUGCCUUCACUUCAGGAGAACAGAAUGACCUCUGGGUUUAUCGAGAGCAAUAAUCCUGCACACACAAAGGGUGUGGACGGACCUGCGUACACUGUAAAGUGCUCUUUUGCAACACAUUGCAAAUGAUGAAAAUAACAUGACAUGAUGUAUGAGUGGCACAUUCAACGACACACAUCCGAGAAUGACAUGGAGAGGAUGUGAAGAGAGCGAUGCCUUAUCUGUCCUGCAGUAGAAACGGGAAACUGGUACAAUUCAGUGUUUCAAUGUUCCUCCCUGAAUGCCUUAAGGCAACUCACUUGAAAUAAUCAACAGUCACUGUUGUCAUUUAUUGAUGAAAUGUGUCAGAAACACACACACACAUUCAUUGUCAGUCAAAACCGACACGACAAAGACUAAAUAGUGUGAAUGUACACGAAAGGAAGGAAAGCACAGCUUUCAACUAUUGAAGAGAACUAACAAGAUCGGGGAUUGAUGGUCCCACCCACACAUCGCUCAUUCUUUUUAAAGAUUCCCUGAGGAGGUUUCUUCUUCUAGUGUGAGUAGAGCAACAGUUCCUGUUUGCAAAUGAACACUACAAAGAAACAUAUCAACUUAAGGAACAUGAAUGUAAGCAUGUCCUCAAGGACAAAAAAAAACUUCCACAGGGUCCCUUACCAUCACCCUAGCACCAUCCUAAAGCUUCCUCCUCUUAGCUUUUGUUUGGUUUUUACUUUGCUGAAGUUCAAUCAGUUGCCAUGGUCGAAUGAGGCUAACAGGAGACGGCAAAAAAUGUCAAAUUGUGGAAAUAUUUACUAAAGAUCAGGCUACACCAUAACAAAAACAGCUGAAAUCAGGAAGAGCUUCUCAAGAAACCAUUUUUUUUCUGUCCGAUGAGACAGUCCUCAACCCUUUAACAUUGGAGUUUUAGCUCCAGUGUUUACAUUAUUUCGACUACCAUAACCAUUCAACCGUUUAUGAAGUUGACAUAGUUCCAGCCUUGCAUUUAAUAUGCAACACUUUAGUGCUGAAGUGCUUACACAAUGGAAUCAGCUGAUUCUGUCGCAGGGAAAAGCGCCUUUGCACCGUUUUGCAACCCUUACGUGUUGCACGAUGCUAACGUCAACCAGAUGAAUCACGUUCAUUGCGUAAACGCUCAAAGAAUCACAAUAUGUCAAAGAGUAUGUGCUAUUUAGGGGUCACCAUGUACUGUGUUAAAGGGUUAAACCCUUACUACAUAUUGAAACAUAUACACAUCUCUGACGAUGAUUAACCAUCCCAAUUUCUUCAUUAGUUUGCUCAACAAAUUCUCUCAUUUUUAGUCCUAAAUGAUCACAAAAACAGCUAACAUGAAAAAAUGAGGUUCCAACUAUUGUAAAGUCACACAGUCUGUGUUAGGCUAAAACUCGGUCUCACUAAUCACCUCAUUUAAGGCAGUAAUAUCAUUCAGUCUAACUGACAUUAUGCUGAGAAAACCAGUGGUGUUGGCACAAAGAGCUAUAGUGAGAUAAACCAAACUUAUAUGAUCUAUUUCUAAUGUUUUUCUGCAGUGCUUCCUUACAGUUUGAUCCUUAGAGUUCUGCACGUCUUUUCACCCGCUGAGAAAAUGAUCUAAAAAUGCAUCUUGCUUUUCACCAGCUCCUGGAUCUGCUUCUCGGUCUGGUGUUAAAUUCCUCUUAAAGGUCAUUCCCCCGCAGGCAAAAGUCUUCCCACAAUGACACCCAGUGACUAGCAUAAGUUGUGUGUACUGUGUUUAUGACUGUCGUCAGGUUUCCGUGUCGCUGUGGUUAAAGUUUGAGCUGCUCUGCAGCUUCUCACCCACAGCUCUAACAUGCUGCAGUGGUAAUGGUCUGUGUUCAUGGUGGCUGGACUUCAGGAGCCGAGCACUCACUGAUGACUCUGCAAGGAGGUGAUUGGAUGCUUCUUCAAACAGAACUCCAAAAAAAUGCUGCAGUUGAAAGGUAUCAGUGCAGAAGUGGAGCAUUUCUGGUCAUGUGCGUUUGAAUGAGUGCGUUUCACCGGAGCAGAGCUUUCAUAAAGCAUCUCCGGGAUCUCUGUGAUAGUUCCCCACUCUGCUCCACUUAUGCCAUGUCCAUCACUUAACAGUGUGGAAUGAGGACACGAAGAGAGGCAAACUGGGGAUAGAAGUAAGGUGAAGAAAGAGCAGGGUCACUAAAGUAAGCAGGCAUUCAGUAGCUUUAUUGAUUGAUAGUUAUAAUCUGAGUGGAUUAACACUGAAUCUGAGAACAAAAAUGGUUCAGGGUUAACCUGCAGGAUUUAGCUGAGCCUCUCUGUGAGCACAAUCUGUAUGGAAAGACAGCUGGUGAUGUCAGACCAUUACAUCAAUAAUUACUAGGCAAUAGAAUAGAAAAUAUUUUUUAUUGUUUUGUGUUUUUUUUUUUACAGAUAUUGAGGCUUAUUUAAUUUGCAGAAAGUCUUUGAUUGGUAGUGACAGAGAAAAUCUCAAUCCUAAUUCCAGCACAUCUUGUAAAACUGUGUUCACAACGGCCUCACCAAUGUGCGUUCCAAUUAAAACCCAGCUGAGGCUGGCGCUGCAAACACCUUCAAUCUACAUCUGGUGGCUCCUUUGACUCAAGUCUUGUGAGCUGCUACUCAUGUUUUGUGGAGCACGACUCAAGUCCCAUGAGCCAAAACUCAAUUUUUGAGACCCGUUAGUCAAGUCUCAUGGGUCAGGACUUAAGUCUUGUGAGCCUAGACUCACGUCUUGUGAACCGCAACACAAAUUUAGUGCAUCACGACUCAAGUCUUGUGGGUCGUGACUCAAGACUUGAGGACUGCAACUCAAUCCUCACGGGCCGCGACUUAAGUCUAGUGGGUCGCUACUCCAGUCUUGUUAACUGCGACUCAAGUUUCAUGAGCAUUAAGUCUAUUCUCAUCAGCCGUGAGUCAAGUCUAGUGGGUUGCAACUCAAGUCUUGUGAGCUUAGAUUCAUGUCUCGUGAACCGCAACUCAAGUCUCAUGAGCCUAGACUCUUGUCUCGUGAAACGCAAGUAAUGCUUCGUGAAAUGCAACUUAAGUUUUGUGAACAGCAACUCAAAUCUCGUGCACCAUGACUCAAGUCUCGUAGGUCGUGACUCGGGUCUCAUGGGUCGCGACUCAAGUCUUUGAGCUGCGACACAAUUCUUACACAAUUUUACAACAGUCGCAAGUCAACUCUUGUGAUUUGUUACUCCAGUCUUGUGGGCUUAGAUUCAUGUCUCGUGAGCCGCGACUCAAGUCUUGUGAACCGCAUCUCAAGGUUUGUUGGUUGAGACUCAAUUCUCAUGUAUCUCUCAGUAGUUUGAGUUUUUUUUUACAAAAUGAGCAGAUAUGAGGCACGAGUGGCUCAAAUCACUGACUUCUGGGUCUCAUGGACUUUGGGUGGGAAAGUCGUGAGGUGUGACCUGCAACUCAAAUCGAGAUGCAUAAGAUUUGAGUCAGUUGAGGAAGUGGGUCGGAGCUGUUUGCGGCGCUUGCUGUCUCUUGAAAAGUCUAUGUUUCUGGCUUUCAUUUUCAAAACUCUUUCAUGCUACCCACAUAUUUAAGACUGUGUCCAUUAAACAAACAUUAAAAGUUAAAACAGUUGAACACCAGGCCUCUUCCAGCUGCGAGAACAUGUGCUAGUAUUAGGUAGCGACAGUCCAGUGUGAACACUGUAUGCUAAUAGUGCGAUCAAGAAUGUACGUUUAGCGCGCCAUAUGUCCAGUGUGAGUUUGGGUGAAAUUAGAGAUCUAUGCAGGUUAUUUUAAGCUCUUCUCUCCUAACUCAAUCAAACUUAUGUUAAAAAGCUUGUUCUGUGCAUGAGUGGAACGCCAUACAAAACAACCCCAUGUUAGUACUCUUCAUUCACUAAACUCAAAACUUGAAUAUAACAGUGAGGAAGUUGAUGUUCUCCCAGCAUCCACAACAAUCAGACUCACCCAAUCAGCAAAAAAUAAGCUGAAUUUAUUACGCCACUUAAAAUGUUUUCACUUGCACUGCGAUUUUUUUUGUUUUUUUUUCCCACAUAAAUACAAACCUCCCUUUGAAAAUGCUUAACUGCCUCAACCUUCAUACUAUUAACCACUAAAUCUUAACUUGUCCUUCAAAUCUCUUCCCAGUUUUAGAAAAUCUUUUGUUUCUGUUAGAGUCCAACCAGUAAGGGAUACUCACAGUUGACUAUAGAGAGCUGAAAUGUCUUUAGAGCUCUGAAUUUGAAUGGGUGUUCUGUCAAACCAACACAUUUUCAUUCCUAAGUUGUCACAUAUUGAUGUUUGGUUAAGGACCCCUCCAUCUCACUUUUUUACACUAUCAGGUAUCCCCAACUCCUUGUUUAUGAUGUGCUGGCUGUUCCCAUUAAACCAGGGCAGAUCUGUACUGGUCUGAAACUGGGACGCGGACCGCACCAGUAUCCUAACCCGGUACUGGACACCCACGGCAGACCUGAACCGGUAACGACCAGUACCCAAAUUGCGUGUGUCUGCUUCCAGACAUGGUACUGGUUUGCGGACUGGGUUAGGGUUAGGGUAUUUGUACUGGCCGCGUCCCAAGGACUGGUCCAUGCUUGACAACGCGUCCAACAAAAUGCCUGGACCCCUGAUUUAAUUGGUACAGCCAGCAUGUCAAAAAACGACAAGUUUGGGAAACUCAAAAUGUCAAAAAGUGACCCGGAAAGGUCCUUGACCAAACAUCAAUGUAUGACUUCUUGGGAAUGAGAAUGUGUUGGCCCAGCUACUAGAAGUUACUUAGUUUUUCUGAGGUAAAAUCAUUCGGAUCCCUGAUUUUAUGCAAUGGUGGUAAUUGGCCCCAAAUUGAAAUACCCAAAAUAAGCAAUAACCUGGUGUGUGCUCACAGUGUUGUCCAUCUUAUGUUACGGUCACAAAUACAACUGCCAUCACGUGAUAGGGAAGAAUGGGCAGAAUCUUCUAGAUUUCAUGCCGCCACCCGAUUUAAAAAAAAAAAUGUUGCCUUGAUCAUGAAUGUUGACGACAGCAUUCAAGUGGCCAUCAAGGCUACCGGUGGAGAAAUGUACACAUCGUCCAAUCAUAGCUGCUGCUGGAGGGCGAUCCCCCUUGUGACCACACCGGCUGGUGUCAUCCCCGCCUGACACUGGACAGCCACCACACAACCAAAAAUCUGCCCUGACGGCACUGAUCAAUGUCAACUUUUAGAGAAAAUUCUAGAAAAAAUGUUAUGUUUCUUAAGACAUCCACCGCUCGGCAUGUAAAAAUGCGACUGCCACCUUCUGAUUACAAACGCCGCCACGCAGCCACCUGGCAAAUUUGCUGAAAAAUUCCCACUUAGGUUGCCAUUAUUUUGAGGUAUAUGACCAUGUCUUAGUAUACAUAUAUGUUUAUCACAUUGUAUGGUUUGAUUUAUGAAACUUUGCCAUACCCAGAAUCUCAUUGUAAAAGAAUGAGUUCUGCUUCGUCUCCAACAGAAACACACAAACGUUACUCAAGUCGUCCCUCCCUGUCAAGCGCACAAACAUGCACAAUGAAUCUCAAGGGCACAGCUAAAGUCAGAGCCGCAGGCCUGAGAACAUUAACACUCCUGUUUUGGUCUGUCCUACCACGCAUCGCUACGUCCUUCCGUCCUCCAUCCUCAAUCUGACACCGUCAUCAGCUUUCACACAAUGCCAGCACAAACUCUGACACACACCUGGACCUAUAACUCACCUGCUAAAUCUUUAGGCUGUCACUAUCAGGCCGUUUACUCUAAGGGAAGCUUAAAGGAUCUGCAGAUUGCUGGGUUUCCAUCCUUCUUGAGUUACAUCAUAUUCAUAGAAAGACAUUUGACCUACAAGAUCAUGACCUCAGCUGCAUGCCUGGACUAGACCGUCCGUCCAGUGCUUCCUGUUGGGAGAGCGUUGUUGUUUUGUUGGGUUGAUCACAAUAAAGCUGUUUUAGUUCUUUAUCAUCAGUGAGUAGGUGAUGAAUUCAUGGGUCAAUCAGUAGAGGAAACAAGUAAAUUGGACAGACAGUGAGAAAAUAUCCUAUAUUUGCAUUAUUUGCACAUGUAUAGACACUAUGAGGGGAUAAAGGCCAACAUAGAACAGUGUAAAGUACAGGGAAUUUCAUACAAAUUAUACCUUAAAGACCCACUCCAAUGAAAAUCAUAUCAGCAUUUGUGUGAUGAUGGAGGACAAAUAUAAAGAAAAUUAAGAUUAAAAUUGUAUUUAUGUAUUUAUUUAAAUUGUUGUGAAUCAGAAGCACUAGGCCACAAGCUUAGGCAAAUUUCGAAUCAAUUCCUGCCGCUCUGCAGAAACUAUGUCCUAAAAAUGACAGAUUUUAUCAUUUUUCCAAAAAACAAUCAAAAAUAAAAGACUACUGGUAACAAUGUUACAAUAGGUCAAAAGAGGAUUUGGAGUGGGACUUCAAAGUGCAAAUUAAAGUGUAAAUUUGAUUAAUCUUGACUGAACUAUAAAAAACAUUUCUAAAAUGACAGAAGUCCAGAACUUUAAUCAAAUUACUUUAUAUGCUCAUUUCAUUGAGCCCCUGAUAGAAGAUCAAAGGCUUAUUAGCUCUGGAAAAACAUGAAGAGUAAUAAAAAAAAGAGAACAUAAAAAUCUAAAUGUAUUUUUCAACAACAUCAAAAAAUGACUAAUUCAAACAAGUGAUAUAUGAAGGCAGCAGUGUUUUAGCACUUCUCUGACCUCUCCUCUUUUCUUGUCAUAUACCGUCGGCGGGUGUUUCUGAAUGUGAGUUCAGACAAUUCACACAUUACUGCACAGAGGAAGAAAUAUCGCUGCUGUGAUGGCUGAUGAAAGCUGCAAAUUGCAUAAGUCUUUUGAGUCUGACAGACUCCAGCAUUCUAUACCUACUCAGACUGUUGUUUUUUUGAGAAAUUUGGUACAACACAUAUAGUGAGUGAUAAAAACUUUACAGGAGAAAUUUUGCUUUUAUUAAAACUGGGUAAAAAAUAUUCCAUCUUUUACGGUAGAACAGAUUUAAAGAAAGUUUUGAUGAAUUUGAUAGUCUGAAAUAACUUUAAAAGCCCAAUCACUUGGCAUCUAAUGCCACUGAAAAAACAGGGAAAAAAAACAAACUUUGAGGAUCAAACAGUUUGAAACCUAAAGAUUUUAGCCUCAAUGCCUUUGUGAUCCAUAUUGAGUUUUAGGGGGAAAAAAACACAAAAUAUUUGGUUUUUGCUUUUGUCUUUUCUUUAUUUUUAAAGGUUUAAAUUACUUUAAAUGUUCUGUUUUUUUCCCCAGAAAAAAAUCUAUCAGGUAUUUCUGGUUUUGAGUAAAAGCUGGUUAGGCUAAGUUUGCAUCACAAAGACGAGAUAGAUUAAAUCAAGUCUUGGAGUUAAACAGAAAAAGAUCAAUAUAAAGUCCAUGAACUCAACUCCACAUAUAAACUUUUACAGAUGAACACAUUAGUUUAAAGGUCUUUGAUGGUUUCUUGACAGCUGACAUGCUUCCCCCACCUAAAAAAAUCCAUGCCCUAUCCUUUCCUUAUUACUUGGAUUGGGUGUGUUCAGUCAACCAAAUUCUAGGUUGAACUCAGGGGGUUUUGCUGAUUUCUAGACAAGCCAGUUUUCAUGUAAUUCAGUAUGUUUAUUUUCCAUUGCAAGCAUCCACUUCAUAGACACUUUCCCAAACUUUUGUUCAAAAUCUACUAAUUCCCUCCAAAGUUUUGAUCUCAUCAUCGUCAGUCAUUUUUGAUUUACGGCAUCUCACUCAAAGAUGAACAAAUCUAAACCUUGCAAUCAGACAAAAUAUUUUUAGUAACGCUGCUUAUUAAAACAGACUAAGUUCUGUUGCUCACUUAAAUAAGAUUUCUCAACUAAUAAAAGCUUACCUGAAUUUCCCUGAGGACUUCCAAAGGGAUUAAUAAAGUAUUUUCUAUUCUAUUCUAUUCUAACUAAACAAAUAAGCAUACAGAUUAUUUUACAUUGCAGAUGCUUUAGAUUCCCAACUCCUGAUGACGUAAAAAAGCUUCUCUCAGCUGUUUUUCAAUUGAAACAUUGUCAGAGAGCCAUUUUUUCCCCCACACAAACUUGCACCCUGUUCACCUGUGACUAUUGUGAACUUUCCUUUUUCUUCCUUGGCCUCUUCUUCCCCCUCCUCACAUCAUCAGGUUGUAAUCCAUCCAACGAGCCUCCACACUCAAAGGUUUCUGAAAGCUUUCCGACUGCAGACUGACACACUGACACAGACAGACGGCGAGGAACACAAAAACCCAAAAGCACAACUGCGAGGCGAGAGCAAAAACAUUUUGGGUUCACACAACUAUCACUAUGCAGCUUUGGGUGUGCGUGUGUAGGCCUGCGUGUGGGUGUGUGUGUGUGCGUGCUUCUGUUUGAUCUGAACCCUUUAUUUCCCUGAGGGCGAUGUUGGAGGGGGAGCAUGAAGCACAGAGUCCAUCUAAUGCAAUAAGUCAAUAAUACAUCCCAUCAUUGCACACACAGCACAAACUGCCUUCCAGGGAUUGAAAAAUAGGAUGAGCACUUACUCCUUUUGUAAAUUCCUCCCUUUAAACAGUUUGAACAUUUUUGCUUCACUUGCAGUAUCCUUUGCACCUGUUUGAACAGCAGUGAGCCAAGCUGCAGAAGAGCAGAUGUUCCUCUUGAAAAAAAAAGAAAAAAAAAAUCACUUGUGGAUUGCUAAAUGCUGUCCAGGCAAAGGAAAAAGCUUCUGCAUCACUUACAGGUUCAGCACUACAAGAGUGCCCACACACUAAAAACACACUUCUUUUCAUGAAGGCUUUUUUUCUGUAGAUGACUGUGUGGGAUCAGAGGAGAGCAAGGUGUCAAGACCUCCUUCCUUUACUCACUUUUGAAUGGGCAGAAAAUUCCAGUGUGUUCAGUAUGAGUCUUAUUCUGGAAACAUCCAAUUGUUCUUUAGCGAAUUUACCCAACAGAGGAAACAACAGGAUUCAAAUGAACCGAAAACUAGACAAAUACAGCAACUUUGAACACAUUUUAAUCUCUCAUUUAUUAUUGGAACUUAAAUUCUGUCAAAAAAGUGUUCAAGCUGUAAAACUCCUGACCUUUCAGUCCAUAUCUGCUGAAUACACUGUGUGUAAUAAAGCAGGAAGGCGUGCUGAAAAUGAUCUUCCGACUACAUUUGACAAAGGUCAAAAGAUAGUGUUGUAGAACACUAAAAGACAUCAGGGUUUGAACAAUUCUGUUUCUUUUUUUAAAAAAAACUCUGUCAAAUCUGAAGGUUUGAUUCUGUGAUUUCAGGUGUAAAAAGGUAGGAAGCCCGAACAAAUCAUUUUAGUUAUAAAUAAAAGGGCCUGAAGUGCAGCAAUGUUUCACAAUUAAAAUUAACUUUACAUCUUUGAAUCGCAAUGAACAUUAUCAGACAAAAGGCCCCCCAUCUUCACAACCGUACGUCCGUGCCUGGUUAUCAGUGAGCUCCAACCAUUCCUUGCCACAACAUAUUCAAGCAAAGCAUUACUGUGCAAUUUCCUCUGUAUGACUGGCAGUUCUGGCUAUGUGAAACUGCAGUAACUUAUAUUAAGUAAUUUUGGAUCUUUUACUAUCAAUUAAAUCUUGAAGUGAUGUUUAAA